Entelurus aequoreus (snake pipefish) is the source of this 2617-nucleotide messenger RNA. Its product is annotated as gastrula zinc finger protein XlCGF57.1-like. The record is from RefSeq and is a predicted model, not a curated record. Bases 382 to 2220 code for a protein of 612 amino acids. The transcript has 2 exons. Gene Ontology annotation, cellular component: nucleus. Lineage: Eukaryota; Metazoa; Chordata; Actinopteri; Syngnathiformes; Syngnathidae.
ACUAUUGUCCCACUGAAACACGUGUUUGGCUAACAAUUGUUCCGCGGUUGAGAACACCUCGAUGACGUCACACAGGAGGAAGAACAAAACAAGAUGGCGUCUGACGGAGAAUACGUUGUUUUGGUUAUUAUGGUUUCUUGGUCUUAAUUACAACGUACAUGUGCACAUGUGUGUCGUUUAACAGAGUAAACGUCGUUAUUAAUUGUUUGUAUGCGGAUACAUUAGUCUGAGGGCACUUUGACGUGCUAGCCUAGCCUGCUGGUUAGCUUAGCUUGUUAGCUGCUAACAAAGAGAGGCGGAAGUGAUCGACACAUCAAAGCAGAGAUCCAAUACGUCUGUGAAGAACAUCUUCACUCUGAGCAACAGAAGUGGAACUUCCAUAUGCGGACGGAGGAACCACUGCCCUCCCACAUUAAGAAGGAAGUGGAAUACCCACCGAUCCCCCAUUUUAAAAAAGAAGAGGAGGACCCAGUGACACCCCAUUUUAAAGAGGAAGAGGAGGACCCACUGACACUCCAUUUUAAAAAGGAAGCGGUGGAUCCACUGAACCCUCACAUUAAGGAGGAAGAGAUGGAUCCACUGACACCCCAUUUUAAAAAAGAAGAGGAGGACCCACUGACACCCCAUUUUAAAGAGGAAGAGGAGGACCCAAUGACACUCCAUUUUAAAAAGGAAGCGGUGGAUCCACUGAACCCUCACAUUAAGGAGGAAGAGAUGGAUCCACUGACACCCCAUUUUAAAAAAGAAGAGGAGGACACACUGACACCCCAUUUUAAAGAGGAAGCGGUGGAUCCACUGAACCCUCACAUUAAGGAGGAAGAGGAGGACCCACUGACACUCCAUUUUAAAAAGGACGCGGUGGAUCCACUGAACCCUCACAUUAAGGAGGAAGAGGAGGAACACUGCAUCAGUCAGCAGGGAGAGCAUCUUGAAUGGUUGGAGGAGUUCCCAGUGAUUGGUGUCCCUGUGAAGAGUGAAGGUGAUGAGGUCAAAAGUGAAAGUGAGGAGAAGAGAGAGGCGGAGCCUCCAAGCAGCAGCUCAACUCAACACAUGACAACAGAAGCUGAUGGAGACCACUGUGGAGGAUCACAAGCAGACAAGCUCUUAGCUCCACUAUCAGAUAGUGAGGACACAACGUCACACUCUCCUGACACUGAUGAUGAACACUCUAAAGAUGAUAAGACAUGUCACACUGACAACACACACUUCACAUGUUCUCACUGUGACAAAACUUUUAAAUACCAUUGUCAUCUGAAAAGCCACAUGAGAAAACACACUGGAGAAAAACCUUUUUCCUGCUCAGAAUGUGGUAAACGUUUUUUAAGAAAUCAAAGUUUAAAAGCACACAUGAGAACACACACUGGAGAAAAACCUUUUUCAUGUUCAAUCUGCGGUAAAGAUUUUACUCAUAGGCAAUAUUUGAAAAUACACAGUAGAGUACAUACUGGAGAAAAACCUUUUUCCUGCUCAGAAUGUGGUAAAAGUUUUGUAAGAAAUCAAAGUUUAAAAGUACACAUGAGAACACACACUGGAGAAAAACCUUUUUUUUGUUCAAUCUGCUGUAAAGAUUUUACUCAAAAGCACCAUUUCAAAGCACACAUGAUAAUACACACUGGAGAAAAACCAUUUUCAUGUUCAAUCUGCAGUAAAGGUUUUACUCGAAGGGACCAUUUCAAAAAACACAUGAGAACACACACUGGAGAAAAACCUUUUUCAUGUUCAAUCUGCUGUAAAGAUUUUACUCAAAAGCACCAUUUCAAAGCACACAUGAGAACACACACUGGAGAAAAACCUUUUUCAUGUUCAAUCUGUGGUAAAGAUUUUACUCAUAAGCACAAUUUCAAAGCACACAUGAGAAUACACACUGGAGAACAACUUUUUUCAUGUUCAAUCUGCGGUAAAGAUUUUACUCAAAGGGACCAUUUAAAAAAACACAUGAGAUCACACACUGGAGAAAAACCUUUUUCAUGUUCAAUCUGCAGUAAAGAUUUUACUCUAAAGAACCAUUUCAAAGCACACAUGAGAAUACACACUGGAGAAAAACGUUUUUCAUGUUCAGUAUGUUGUAAAAGUUUUAUACAUAGACAGCAUUUGAAAAGACACAUGAUAACACACACAGGAGAGAAAGUGUUGAGUUGCAGUGUGUGUGGUGAAAGAUUCUCUUAUAAGUACCAGUGUAAAAAACACAAGUGUGCUGGUGAGAACAGCAGCAGCAAAUGAAGAUGCAUGAUUUGAAAUAAACUGUCAAAACUUUCACUUUGACUUUCUAAGAACGUCAGCACGUAGAUUCUAACAUUUAUAGAUUAGAUAUUUUAGAUUAUUGCUUUUUUCAGUCAAGUACAUGUUUUAAUAUACACUAUAGUGUACUUUUAUUUAAAAAUGAACACAACACUUUGACUGUAAAGGUGAGAAUAAACAGGACAAAACAUGUUACAAAUACUUUUUAUGUGUAUUGAGAUAUUGAGAAAUAAUUUUUAAUUAUUAUUGAUGUUAUAGAUGAACUCAUUUAUAUGAUGUACAUAUUUGUUUUACAUUUGUUCAAAGCUUUUCUUUUGAGUACACAUAAUUCCCUCUUAGUUCAUAUUAUGAUAAUGUGGAUAACACCUUGAGAUUCAAA